GUAAGCCAGCUGAACUCUGACCAAAACAAACUCAAAAGGAAAAAUAUUUUGCUUGGACUGACCUUCAGACAGCUCUUUUCCAAAUGCCAAUGCGAUUAAACAAGAGGUGUGAAGAGAAACUGCUUAUUAGAUGGCUUGCAGCAGAGACUGGGCUUGUAGCGUAGCGGUAACUAGCUGUUAGCUAGAAUGCUAACGUUACCGUAGCUAACAGAAGCUACCGUUAGCUAACGGUCAGGUAAUGCCAGACGACCCAACUGCAGCCGUUGGGAGUAGAGGCUGCUGCUUCUGUUGCCUUAACUGUCAGCCCAGCAGUUUGAAACGGGCUUACCACCGUGUCAGGUAGCUAUUUAGGCUACACCGAGACACAUAACUAAUUUUCAACGUUGCCUUUUUGCUGCAUGGAAUAAUAACAACAAGAAUGGGGAUGUGCUUACCGUGCCUUGGCGGAGCAGCGGACGACGUUGUUGUCACUCCAGAUCCUGAGACAAGGAGACGACAAUUAGCUGAGGCCGCUGAGAAGCGACAAAAAGAGACAGCAUACAGGGGUGUUAAAAAUCCAGAAGCUGUCGAGAGGAAAAGGAAAAAACAGGAAGAGGCAGAGAAACAGGCGAUGACCACCUCUGUGUCUGGUGGCGGGGGGUUGAAGUGGCAGGUGGGAUGAAAACCCUGAAGGUAGAACCUGAAGUCUUGACUCUGAAGUCCAAAACGACGUGAAGUAUUGCUACGAGAUGACUUGAAAGAUGCCAGAACUGCUGUCCAUUUUCAACCCUUUUUUUUUGGCCUAUCUUAUGAUGAUUGCAUUUAUGAUGAAACAAACAGCAACUGUUGUCAAGCUUCAUGCUGAACAACCCAAAGUGAUUACAGACAGAACAUCAGGGCUAGUCCCCUUGUUGCCAAGUUACACAAGCUAGUUUGGACCUUUGGACAAGACAAGGAUGAUACACAGUAAUGUGCAAGCAAAUACAUGUACUACUGUAUUAGAUUUAUUUGGCAGUUGAUUUGACAGUCUAACUGUGACUAGCGUUGGAUAACACAGAAGAAUAUAAUUAUUAAGUCAUAGCUGUAUCUCUGGUGACCGUUGUCAUAUUAAGAUGAAUUGAUCUCAAUACACUUACAACAUAAGCUUCAUCACUACACUUUUCUUGUUGGUUUUCAUAAUCCAGAAUCAAUAUUCACUGUAUAUCUGUUAAUGGCCACAUUACUUUUUGUAUGACUUCUCCAAAAAUCCAGUGUGGAAAUGACACAUUUCAUGAGUUGAACACAAUUUAUGUUUACAAAAGAAAUUUAAGUGUGCUUAUUGUAGUAUUAGUGUAGAGUAAUAAGCAUCCGGUUACCACUCACGUUACCUUGUUCAGGACUCUAUCUGUUGACAACACACAGGCUAGUGCAAACAGUGCUAUAACUUGUUGGUAUUUUCUGAGCUUUUAAUUCACUUUGCCUGGCUCUUGGGUAUUUCUGUGACCACUGCAGUGUGCAUCCCACAUAGGAAUCCCUUGUUGAUGAGGAAGGCAAUGCGAGGUGUUGGUAUUUUGGGGAAAAAUCAGUCUCUGACAUUGUGUUGACAGUAUGACAGCCAGCUCUGUACUCGGUGCAGUGUUUAGUUGUCAAUUUGGGGAUUCAGUCUGUAAGCACAAAUUACAUACGUGACAAAAUGUGCAGCAGCUAUAGAACAGAGGUAAAUAAUGUAAAACAACACAUUCUCCAUCCAGUGAAAAGUGAAAGUAGUGAAUAUACAUUUAAUGAACUUGUGCACAUGACCUAUUGCACUUUGCACUGGCCUUUGCUAUUGUUCCUUUAAUAUAACCUUCUUUGGUCUUUCUCUGCACAAUUUCACAAUUGUUGUAUUUAUUAUAAUUUAUGCAAAAUACUAAUAUGAUGCCUGCUUAAUUAAAAAGAUAUACGAAAUGUGUUUAUGAAUUGCCAUAUGACAAACAGAAGCUUUUGUUAGACAUCUAUUUGCACACAGUUUGUCAAUAUUUGGUGAACAGCGAAUAGGCUUACAGUCUAUGUUCAUUCAUGUCAACUACAACACAGAUGUGAAGAAAUUGAAGGAAAGAAUACGUGAAGUGUGUAUGUUGUGAAAUUUUUACUUUUGACUUGCUUAAUUGAGUGCAUUUCUUACAGCCUUCUCUUGAUCCUUAAAUGCUUCCGGUGCUCUCACCGUUUUGUAGAUCAGGAAAGCCAAUGUUAUUUGCUACAAUAAAUCACAUUUCUGCUA
Toxotes jaculatrix (banded archerfish) is the source of this 2218-nucleotide messenger RNA. Its product is annotated as small VCP interacting protein. Gene Ontology annotation, biological process: negative regulation of VCP-NPL4-UFD1 AAA ATPase complex assembly; negative regulation of retrograde protein transport, ER to cytosol; positive regulation of autophagy. The transcript has 4 exons. NCBI's taxonomy places the organism in Eukaryota, Metazoa, Chordata, Actinopteri, Toxotidae. Bases 419 to 661 code for a protein of 80 amino acids. Gene Ontology annotation, cellular component: endoplasmic reticulum membrane. The record is from RefSeq and is a predicted model, not a curated record.